CCGUGUUGCUGCUCCUGCGUCAUUUCCUGGAGGCGGGGCGGACCGCAGGGAGAACCUGCCUCGGCGACCACAGCGGCUCUUUGAUGGCGGCUGUCGGGCGGCCGCGGCCCCGCCGGCUCCGGGUGCUGGGCGGGCUGCGCCGCGCCUAAGCAGGCGCCGCGUCUCUGCGCCAUGGGGAGGCGGAGCAGCGGCGGGCGGCUGCACUGAGGCGGCGGGACCGAGCGGCACUUUCGAGGGGAAACCCCACUCCGGGACCUGCAAGGCCGGGGGGAUGUUACGGUGGAUCCGCCAGCAGCUGGGUUUUGACCCACCACAUCAAAGUGAUACACGAACUAUUUACAUAGCAAAUCGUUUCCCCCAGAAUGGCCAUUAUAUUCCUCAGAAAUUUGCAGAGAACAGAAUCAUUUCAUCUAAGUAUACAGUGUGGAAUUUUAUUCCGAAAAAUUUAUUUGAGCAGUUCAGAAGAGUAGCCAAUUUUUAUUUUCUUAUUAUAUUUUUGGUUCAGCUUAUGAUAGAUACACCGACCAGUCCUAUUACAAGCGGAUUGCCAUUGUUCUUUGUCAUAACUGUAACAGCCAUAAAACAGGGGUAUGAAGACUGGUUACGACAUAAAGCAGACAAUGAAGUAAAUGGAGCUCCAGUUUAUGUUGUUCGAAGUGGUGGCCUUGUAAAAACUAGAUCAAAAAACAUUAGGGUGGGUGAUAUUGUCAGAGUAGCCAAAGAUGAGACUUUCCCUGUUGAUCUUGUACUUCUGUCCUCCGAUAGAGUGGAUGGUUCGUGUCAUGUUACUACUGCUAGCUUGGAUGGAGAAACUAAUCUUAAGACUCAUGUUGCAGUCCCAGAAACAGCAGUAUUACAGUCAGUUGCCAACCUGGACACGCUCGUAGCUGUUAUAGAAUGUCAACAGCCAGAAGCAGACCUAUACAGAUUUGUUGGAAGAAUAACUAUAAGUCAUCAAAUUGAGGAAAUUGUGCGACCUCUUGGGCCUGAAAGUCUGUUACUUCGAGGAGCAAGAUUAAAAAACACAAAAGAAAUUUUUGGUGUUGCUGUGUAUACGGGUAUGGAGACAAAGAUGGCAUUAAAUUACAAGAGUAAAUCUCAGAAACGAUCAGCAGUAGAAAAGUCUAUGAACUCAUUUUUGAUUAUCUAUCUAAUAAUCCUCCUUUUUGAAGCAGUCCUGAGUACAAUCUUAAAAUAUGCAUGGCAAGCUGAAGAAAAAUGGGAUGAACCUUGGUAUGAUCAGAAAACUGAACAUGAAAGAAACAGCAGUAAGAUUCUGAGAUUUAUUUCAGAUUUUCUUGCUUUUCUGGUACUUUACAAUUUUAUCAUCCCUAUUUCGCUUUAUGUGACUGUUGAGAUGCAGAAAUUUCUUGGAUCUUUUUUUAUUGGCUGGGAUCUUGACCUCUAUCAUGAAGAAACAAACCAGAGAGCACAAGUAAAUACUUCAGAUCUCAAUGAGGAGUUAGGACAGGUGGAGUAUGUGUUUACAGAUAAAACUGGUACACUAACUGAAAAUGAAAUGCAGUUUCGGGAAUGCUCUAUUAAUGGCAUCAAAUACCAAGAGAUCAAUGGCAAACUAGUUCCAGAGGGGUUGACUGAGGAUUCCCCAGAUGGAAUUAGACUGAGUCUUAUGAAAGAGGAAGAGCUUUUCUUGAAAGCAGUCUGUCUCUGUCACACAGUGCAUAUCAGUGCAGACCAAACCGAUGGCAUUGGUGAUGGGCACUGGCGUGCCAAUGGAAUAGUGUCUCAGCUGGAGUACUAUGCUUCCUCACCAGAUGAGAAGGCUUUAGUUGAAGCUGCUAGCAGAGUUGGUGUUGUAUUUACUGGAACUAAUGGGGAAGGUAUGGAAGUGAAAAGCCUUGGAAAACCAGAAAGGUUUAAAUUACUUCAUGUUUUGGAGUUUGAUCCAAAUCGUAGACGAAUGAGUGUCAUCGUAGAGAGUCCCUCUGGAGAAAAGCUCUUAUUCACAAAAGGAGCAGAAUCUUCCAUUCUUCCUCACAGUAGAGGGGGAGAAAUAGACAAAACAAGGAUUCACGUAGAUGAAUUUGCUUUGAAAGGGUUAAGAACUUUAUGUGUAGCCUAUAGAAGAUUCACAGCUGAGGAGUAUCAGGAAAUAGACAGACGCCUUCAUGAGGCUAGAACUGCCUUACAGCAACGAGAAGAACGACUGGCAGAUGUAUUCAACUUCAUAGAAAAGGAUCUGGAAUUACUUGGGGCUACAGGAGUAGAGGACAAACUCCAAGAUAAAGUCCAAGAAACUAUAGAGGCACUCAGAUUGGCUGGUAUCAAAGUGUGGGUACUUACUGGAGAUAAGCAUGAAACAGCUGUUAGUGUGAGUUUAUCUUGUGGACACUUCCAUAGGACCAUGAACAUCCUUGAACUUGUACAACACAAAUCAGACAGUACAUGUGCAGAGCAGCUGAGGCAGCUAGCCAGGAGAAUAAAGGAUGAUCAUGUAAUCCAGCAUGGGCUGGUUGUGGAUGGGACCAGCCUCUCUCUUGCACUCAGGGAACAUGAAAAACUGUUCAUGGAAGUUUGUAGAAAUUGUUCUGCAGUGCUGUGUUGUCGCAUGGCACCCCUGCAAAAAGCCAAGGUAGUACGACUGUUAAAAACAUCUCCAGAGAAACCUAUAACCUUAGCCAUUGGUGAUGGGGCUAAUGAUGUAAGCAUGAUACAAGAAGCGCAUGUUGGCAUAGGAAUCAUGGGGAAAGAAGGAAGGCAAGCUGUAAGAAACAGUGACUAUGCAAUAGCAAGGUUUAAAUUCCUCUCCAAGUUGCUUCUUGUUCAUGGCCACUUUUACUAUAUUAGGAUAGCAACCCUUGUACAGUACUUUUUUUAUAAGAAUGUAUGCUUUAUUACACCACAAUUUUUAUAUCAGUUUUUUUGUUUGUUUUCACAACAAACGCUCUAUGACAGUGUGUACCUGACUUUAUACAACAUUAGUUUCACUUCUUUGCCUAUUCUGAUGUACAGUCUUUUUGAACAGCAUGUUCACCCUCAUGUGUUACAGAGCAAGCCAACACUCUAUAGAGACAUUAGGAAAAAUGCACUCUUGGGCUUUAAACCGUUUCUUUACUGGACCAUUUUGGGGUUCUCCCAUGCAUUUGUUUUCUUCUACGGCUCAUAUCUUCUGAUGGGAGAAGACACUUCUCUGCUGGGAAAUGGCCAGAUAUUGAAACCUAACAGGCAAAUGAUGUUUGGAAACUGGACUUUCGGUACUUUGGUCUUUACUGUUAUGGUUAUAACUGUUACAGUGAAGAUGGCUUUAGAGACCCAUUUCUGGACUUGGAUAAAUCAUUUUGUUACGUGGGGCUCCAUUGUAUUUUAUUUUCUAUUUUCCUUGUUUUAUGGGGGAAUUAUCUGGCCAUUUUUGCAUACGCAGGACAUGUACUUUGUAUUUGUUCAGUUGCUGUCAAGUGGUUCCGUUUGGUUUGCCAUAAUCAUCAUAGUUGUCACUUGUUUGUUUCUUGAUGUUGUGAAGAAAGUGCUGUGCAGACAUCUACAACCAACAAGUACUGAAAAAGCUCAGAUGUACUCCAACAGAGUUGCUUUAAGUGAUGAGUUCAUUGCACUGCAGCCAUUAUCCAGGGCAAGGAAUCAGCUGAGCAGAAUUAGCUUACUGAGACAGGUUCAGGUAUCAACUGCUUGGACUCCAUGUGCUGCUUCUCAGAUGGGGAAACAGCAUGUGCAUCUGUUAGAAGAAUGUUGGAACGACUAAUGGGAAGAUGUAGUCCAACCCGGGUCAGCAGGUGUGGAAUUUCUCUCAAUAGCCUUUGCUGCAGACGAUUCUCCUAUAAACUGGAACCUGAUGAGCCUGCAGCUAUUGAUGUCUAGCAAACCAGUUGCAGGUUUUGCGUAAUUAAACAGGAAAUGUUAUUCUUUAUAGGCUUUUUUGAUCCUAAAAGAUCCAUUUCUUGCUUACUGGGAGUGCUUUCGUUAGAAAAAGGAAGAAAACGGUUUUUCAAGAAACAGAACUCUCUUCAAACUUUUUGUUUGGUCUUUCUAGUAUGAGAUCUUGUGUUGUGUAUAUAUGGUAUUUUCUCUGGGUUUGUACAUCCUUCUGUUUAGAAGAACAAACCUCACUGUGCUGAUUGUUUUCCUGAUCCAGCUUUUUGCCUUCACAAAUCAAGUGUUAUUUGUAAAGUCAAAAGGCUUUUCCUUUGAUACUUAAUGUAUGUCCUCCAAAUAGUCCUAGAUUAGCUUGAGUUACUUCUAAAGAUAUACAAAAUGGUCGUAUUUCCCCCAGACAAUAACUCCAUCAUUAAAAGGAAAGUCUUUAGACUUUUCAUCCAUUGGUGGUUACUAAAAUUAAAUAUUUUUUUGUAAUAUAACUUUUAUACUCUAUUUCUAGAAACCAGCUAAUUUACAAAACAAAGCCUUCAAGUUGACUUCGUUUUAAGGAUUUUUCUGUUUGUAUCAAAAAUGUCAGCAAAAUCAUGGGUGCCAUUUAAAAAUAUGUGCUAAACAUCAUCUUGAAUUACAUACACUAAAACACACAUUGGUGGAAGAAAAACAUAAGAAUUAUCAGAAAUAUUUGUAACAAGUAAUGCUGACAUCUUGCAACAAACAUAGCCGUGAAAGAAAUUUAGAAAGUGAUUUUGAGAUCUACUGAAGUGAACACUUUCACAUCUCCCCAUUUCAAAAAAACUCAGAGAACUAGGUAACAAAUAUGGAGGUAUUUGGGGGUAAAAAUAAAAAACCUUUUGUACAUCAUAGUCUGUCUUUUGCUGAAUGAUAUCAUAGUCCUCCAUUAUUCAAAAGCCAAACCUGGAAAAAAAUUGCACUUCUCACAUUUACAUGGGGUUUCCUUUAAUAUGUGAACAGCUGUCUCUUUUCAAGUUAAAGGAUGUGAUAUCAUUCAUACAAAAUAAAAUCUUCUAUGGGGAAUUUAUACUGACAUGCAUUGUCAGUUAUGAUUUUACCUUUAGGUGUUGACUUGGUAUGUGGUACAUUUUCAGUUUUAAAAUUCUUGUGUUAACAGUGUCUGUGAUUCUAAUCAUCUUCUUUAUUCUGGCUUGCUUAUGAAAUUUUGUUCGUUAUUUCCAUAAAUCUAGGGUAUAAUUAUGCAAAAAUAUCUUGUGUAUAAGAAGGAACUGUUUAUGAUCAAGUAAAUUUUUUUAAAUCAAAACUCUUGCUGUAUAGUAAGCAGGCAUGAUGUGUAAAAUAAACAGUUGAAUAGAAUUUUUAAACUACAAGAUGAGCAUUUAAUUGGUCUAAAAUCAACAUUUCUGUAGUGGUUCCUUUAGGUAUAUUUUCACUUACUGUUAUCUUCUGUAACAAAUGAAAACUAUGUGUUGCAAAUUAGAAACUUUUAUUUUCCGUGCUGCUUUCUUUGUUCUGAUGUCACCUAAUAAGUGAUACGGUUUUUGGCCAAAAAUUUGUUUAUUGUGCAGGAUCUCAUAAAGGUAGGUAUAAUUAUUUUUUCAUUCUGCUAGGCAUCUAGAUUUUUUUUACAAUUUCCUCCCUCCUCCUUCAGUGAGAUCUAUUAAUAAUAAAAAUAAAAUAUCAUAUUUGACAGAAUAUAAAGCACUUUUUCAAUAUUGUGCUAUUUCUCAGGUUACUUGUCUGUUAACGCUUGUCAUCUUUUUUUUCCUAACGACUGUACCGUCUGACUGAAUAAUUUUAGGGCCUGAAAGAGAGUUGUUAAAGCAUUAGAAUGAACAUGGCUUCAAACAAAUGACUAUGCAAAACAAUCUAGGUGCUAGUCAAAGGGCUUUAGGAGUUCCAUGGUUGCUGCUGCAGCUCCAGGGUUUAUAUUGAAGUGGCUCACUUCACAGCCCUUUCAGUUUCACCUUAUGACAGUAACUGAAAAAGAAUCUGCUUGCUUUAUUUAUUACCUGUUUGUCUUCUGAGUGACUCCAGCUCCUUCCCUUCAGCAUUUCUAUUUAAAAUCUAGUCUAAAAGUGGUUGGAGGAUGUAUUUACGUUCUUCCCCUCACUUCCCUUGCAGUACGUGAAAGUUGCUGAAUACUUUUGUUGAACAUACUAAUUAUGUAAGUCACAUAAAACAGUUCUACCAGCUGUGAAAUACUGAAGGUACAGUUAAGUACUUUUAAUCCCAAAAUAUAUUUACUGCUCAGUAUUAAGCUUAGAUGAGGCUUGGGUACAAAUGCAAUUUAGAUUUUACUAAAUAGCUAUUGUCUUUUAGAAGAUGCAUGCAAUCUCGAAUGUAAUAACUAUUGUAUAAUGUUACUGGUGGUGUGAACCAACUGUUCUAUUCCAUCCCAGAGGUAGCUGAAUAUCAUUGAUGAAUUAAGUGAUACCUGUAUAUAUGUAGCUUGUAAAAGUGCUUUGUAGUGCUUUGUAAUGAAAAGCACUUUUCCAAUUCUGUUGAUAUAGAUAGCUUGUGUUUAUAUACAAUAUGUGCACCUAAUAUUCUGUCAAAUAUGAUAAUGGGAUAUGAAAUUAGACAUGCUAUCAAAUUUUGGAUGGGAGCCAUUUCUUUUGAUCUCAAGGUGUACAAAUGCUUGGAGUAGAGGGCAACUGGCAUAAAGUACUGCAGUUUUAUUGUUUUUUUAAAAUAUAAUCAAAAUACAUUUUUCAUUGUUUCAUUCAUUUAAAAUAAAAUUGAAAGAUUGCAUGUUUCUUGCAAAUCAGUAAAAUGCAUUUCUGUCUGUCUCUCUUCCAUUAAACUGUCUGUCUACUCAUCAGCCAAUAGAAUAUUAAAAAUUCUGGAUAUCACAUAAGUUCUUAUGGUAGAACCCAUUACUGAAUGAUCUGGACCUGUCAUUAGCCAAUACACUUGUCAAGGUACAUGUGUGUACUAUUUUGGAGAAACAGCAGAUUUCUGACAGAGGUGGGCUUUGGAGCAUAAAUUGUUUCCACUUUAUGGCCCUCUUCCUUCUUACCCUUUAUUUUCAACUUUUAAUCUAAUAUGUUGACUUUAACAAUCCUGCCAAAGCAGUGGCCUAUAUAUAGGAUUUAUUCAUCUAGGGAAAUAACUUACUCUUAGGUGAAAAACAUUGGUAGAUCAAAAGGCAAUGAUAGUUUGGAUAUUUUUUUCACUUAUCAUACAUUUUAGUUUAAAUCUAGUACAGCCAAUGGUAAAAUAUAUCUUAAUGGCUAUAGUUAAACUAUUAGAUGAAGUUUGUUCCAAGUUAAGUUGCUCACAGCAUCAGUAUUAAAAUAUUUAAAUAAAACACCAAUAUAUUAGCAUACUGCAAUUAGCUAUUUGUGUACUGAGAGGAUUUGUUAGAAUGAUCUUACUAUGCCAAAAAUAAAAUGUAGUAUUCACUCUGCCUGAUUUACAUAUAUAAUAUUGAAGUUACCUCAAAAAGCCUAGAAGCCCCAUAUAAUUUAAAUUUAUAGCAGAUUAAAUAUCUUUUUAGUCAUGGUAUAGUGAAUUUUUAAAAUAAAUAGUCUGUUCAGAAAAUUCAAGAAAUAGUUGCUACAGCAUAUUUUUGAGGGUUUGAAUGAAUUGCGGGUGUCAGGAUGGAAUUAACGGACUACAGUUUUAAAGAAAGGAAUAAUUUGCUUUAUGCUCUUAGACCUUUUCUCCUCUCACCUAAAAUUAUAGGUUCCUAGUCAGCCAAACUUUUCUUUUAUUGUUACUGUAGAUCAUGGAGCUCAUCGGAUCCCUACUAUACCAACGACAGAAGCAUCUUGACUCUCUCCACAAUGGACUCACCCACUUGUUAACAAGAACAUUUGUUAGUGCCUGGUGGAAGCCAUAUGGUGCUUACAUAUUUAUAAUAGGUUAUGCAUGAGUUCAGUGCUGCCUCUGUCCUAGAAAAUGUGCUAGCACAACAAAAACAUCUAAAUACAAACCUCGUGGUCUGUCUUGUAGCAUAGCAAAACAUACAUGUGAAGGAUAAUCUCUUCCACUACAUUUUUCUAAUCUUAUAACCAAAUAUUUGUAUGCUUUUUCUCUGCCCAUUUCCUCUUCGUGCUAACAGGUUGGAAUCCUGUGUUUGACAUUUUAUUUGAAAUCUCAAGGUGAGGCAAUGACCAAAUGUUUCUGUUCCCAAGUAAUUGAUUUGAAGGUAUGAGCUUAUUUUGAAGUCUGAUUUUGUAAAUUAAGCUGAUUUCCCCCCCCCCGCCGCCCUUGGGGGGAAGAAAAUUUUUUUAUUCUAAAUUUGUAUUGAAGCUUCUUGUUAUGCUAACUUCUUAGUUUACAAAUAAACAAAACUCUUGUUUUUUCCCUGGGCAAGUCAAUUAAUUAAUAUAUCACUUUAAAAAAACCUGAGCUGGUGGAUUAGCUGUUAAGAGAUGGAAAUACCAUCCGCAUAUCUGUACUGGUGUACAAAUGGCAAUAUACUAGUAAAAUAUGACAUAGCCCUUUUCAAAGUGGUGACAAAAGCAUAGCAUUGUGCACCCUUCAGGUAUAAUAAGAAUCUCAUGUUCUUUACAGGUAAUAUUUAAGAGCCAGUCAUUCUCGUCCAUAACCAUUACAUCCUACAUGUUUUAAUAACUAUUAUUGAUCCUGACAUGGAAAAAUAGGUGGAAAACAUGUUGAAUGGAUUGUACAGUUGUCUCAUUAGCAUAUGUAUUGAAAAUUUUAAGGGUUUAAUCCUUUUAACAUUGUUGCGGGGUUGCAUGUUUUAUUUUUAAUAUAUUUAUAUUUGUUCAUACUGUACUUUGAAGAUUUAAUUAAGCAUUAUCUUCAUAUAUCUGAAGGAUCUGACACAUUGAUGGCAAUGGUUUGAUAUACAAUUAUCUCAAUAAAAACAAAGUGCACAGAUGCUA
Caretta caretta (loggerhead turtle) is the source of this 8684-nucleotide messenger RNA. RefSeq names its product ATPase phospholipid transporting 11B (putative) (gene ATP11B). The record is from RefSeq and is a predicted model, not a curated record. Gene Ontology annotation, molecular function: ATP hydrolysis activity; ATPase-coupled intramembrane lipid carrier activity; magnesium ion binding. Gene Ontology annotation, biological process: phospholipid translocation. NCBI's taxonomy places the organism in Eukaryota, Metazoa, Chordata, Testudines, Cheloniidae. Gene Ontology annotation, cellular component: endoplasmic reticulum; plasma membrane; recycling endosome.